Molecule: messenger RNA, 762 nt
Organism: Closterium sp. NIES-65
Lineage: Eukaryota; Viridiplantae; Streptophyta; Zygnematophyceae; Desmidiales; Closteriaceae
Source: the annotation of a GenBank genome assembly
AUGCUCUGGCUGUAUCAUUUUUCCUCCCGCGUGAGCCCAGAUGUGAAGGCAGUUCGAGAUUACUUAGACUCCUGUGUCGGCGUGGGUGUUGCGUAUCGUGGCAUUCACACCGGAACGUCCUUUUUCCGAGGCAUUUCAUGCUCUGAUGUGGUGAACGCUGCUGCCGUUCGCGGGUCCUAUGUUGGGUACGCGUGGGCUUUAGGCGAGAUGAUGGAUGCAACCUACACUAGUGACUGUAUGGAGGACCAGCGGCAGUUUGUGGCAGCAUAUUUGGCCCAGCCAUUCCUGUUCAGCUCCCUCCCACGCACACCAUACCCUGAACCAGUAACAGACAGCCACGGAGGCACCAAACCAGCCAUCAAAGAAUUUGGUGGCUUGUCUGCUGAUUCGUCCUUAUCCCCAUCUGCUGCUCCUCUGCCCGGCACGCUGCAGUACCUCUGCUCUCUUCCUGGUCCGGUGCAAGCCCUGAUUCCUCAAAACAUCACCCCGGCAGGACUGGAAAAGGCCAGGCAGGCAGCACCGCCACCGUUUAUCAAGCUGGACCACUACAACGCACUGAUAGAGCUGCUGGGAGGGCGGAGGUCGGAACAAUAUGAGGUGCAAGGGACUGGAGUGGAGAUCAAGGUGUAUUCCAAGGUGACGAAGGCGUACCCGUGUAUUUUUCACCAGUCGGGGGAUAAGACGACGAGUGGGGUGGUGUAUGAGAUAGUGGGGAAUGGGACCUUGGAUGGUAUUGCCUUUGAAGGGAUGGAUUUACUGUAG